Messenger RNA from Chelonia mydas (Green sea turtle), 4237 nucleotides. It is a transcript of the gene ETV1, whose product is annotated as ETS variant transcription factor 1. NCBI's taxonomy places the organism in Eukaryota, Metazoa, Chordata, Testudines, Cheloniidae. The record is from RefSeq and is a predicted model, not a curated record. Gene Ontology annotation, cellular component: nucleus. The transcript is spliced from 13 exons. Gene Ontology annotation, molecular function: DNA-binding transcription factor activity, RNA polymerase II-specific; sequence-specific DNA binding. Gene Ontology annotation, biological process: regulation of transcription by RNA polymerase II; cell differentiation. Bases 249 to 1682 code for a protein of 477 amino acids.
ACUGGAGGCCCCUGGAGGAGAACCAGAGGAAAAACCACCGAAUUGAGCUCUGUCAGUGGCGCUUACUGCUUCCAAGGGGGAAGUGCUGGGAAAUAAUUAAUGUUUUUAUUAAAUUUGGAGGGAAUUUUUUGCAGCCGAUCGCCUUGCGUUACCUUCAGGCUGAUUGGAGAGCAGAUCCCGAGGAAAUCUUCAGGUCAAAUGCCCAGAAAAUAAAAACACUGAGCUAAGACUUGUGGAAGAGCCGCAGAAUGGAUGGAUUUUAUGACCAGCAAGUGCCUUACAUGGUCACCAACAAUCCGCGUGGGAGAAACUGCAAUGAGAGACCAACAAAUGUCAGGAAAAGAAAAUUCAUUAACAGAGACCUGGCUCAUGAUUCAGAAGAACUCUUUCAAGAUCUGAGCCAAUUACAGGAGACAUGGCUUGCAGAAGCUCAGGUACCUGACAAUGACGAGCAGUUUGUGCCAGACUAUCAGGCUGAAAGUUUGGCUUUUCAUGGUCUCCCAGUGAAAAUCAAGAAAGAACCCCAUAGUCCAUGUUCGGAACUUGGCUCUGCUUGUAGUCAAGAACAGCCAUUCAAGUUCAGUUAUGGGGAAAAGUGCCUGUACAAUGUCAGUGCCUAUGACCAGAAGCCACAAGUUGGAAUGAGGCCCUCUAACCCACCAACGCCAUCCAGCACUCCAGUGUCACCGCUGCACCAUGCAUCCCCAAACUCAGCUCAGACUCCUAAACCCGACCGGGCUUUUCCUACUCACCUCCCUCCAUCCCAGUCCAUUCAAGACAACAGCUUCCCUAUGGAUCACAGAUUUCGCCGCCAGCUCUCCGAACCUUGCAAUUCUUUCCCGCCUUUGCCUGCAAUGUCAAGGGAAGGACGCCCAAUAUACCAACGCCAGAUGUCUGAGCCAAACAUCCCUUUCCCACCUCAAGGUUUUAAGCAGGAGUACCAUGAUCCAGUCUAUGAACACAACGCCAUGGUUGGCAAUGCAGCCAAUCAAAAUUUCCCCCCUCCGCUGAUGAUUAAACAGGAACCUAGAGAUUUUGCAUAUGAUUCAGAAGUGCCUAGUUGCCAUUCCAUUUACAUGAGGCAAGAAGGCUUCCUGGCUCACCCAAACAGAACAGAAGGUUGUAUGUAUGAAAAGGGACCUAGACAGUUUUAUGAUGACACUUGUGUUGUUCCGGAGAAGUUUGAUGGUGACAUCAAACAAGAGCCAGGGAUGUACCGUGAGGGACCCACAUAUCAGCGGCGGGGCUCACUUCAGCUCUGGCAGUUUUUGGUAGCCCUUCUUGAUGACCCAUCGAACUCUCACUUCAUUGCUUGGACUGGCCGAGGCAUGGAAUUCAAACUGAUUGAGCCAGAAGAGGUGGCUCGUCGCUGGGGGAUUCAGAAAAACAGACCAGCUAUGAACUAUGAUAAACUUAGCCGUUCACUUCGCUAUUAUUAUGAGAAGGGAAUCAUGCAAAAGGUUGCCGGAGAGAGAUAUGUCUACAAGUUUGUUUGUGAUCCCGAAGCGCUUUUCUCCAUGGCCUUUCCAGACAACCAGCGCCCCUUGCUGAAGACGGACAUGGAGCGGCACAUCAACGAGGAGGAUACCGUGCCACUGUCCCACUUUGACGAGAGCAUGGUCUACAUGCAGGAGGGUGGCUGCUGUAACACCCACCCCUAUAACGAAGGCUAUGUGUAUUAAUAGCAAUGACAGAAAAGGGGGCAUCCUCCCCUGUGCUUCUCCUCUAUCACAAGAUCCAGAGGAGAGCAGAAUCCACUUCAGUUUGUUUUUUAAAUAGUACACUAAAAGGGGCUUUUCCUGUUGCAUUACUCCUAUGUUCUGCCAUGGACAGCGCACUUUAUUUGAAAGGAGAGGGUUGGAAUCUAAACAUUUAUUCUGUGCAACAGGAGGAAAAGGGUGGGUUUACUUUUUACCUAAGUUUGGGAAGGGAACAUACAGGUUUUAAGUACAAUGAAGCUAUAUCGUCUGUUUUGUUUCAUAUUGGCAUAAGAUAUUGUACAUUUUCUCUGGGUAUCCAUAGUACAGUUAAUUCUUAUUGUGUAAAUUAACUGUUUGGAUAUUAUUAUCAGAGUAACAUGCCUUGGGCAUUUGUCUCUGAUCAUUCCUAAUUGUCUUUCUGCAGUUAUAAAGAGGAUCAAAGUAUAGAUUGCAGGAUUUAAUGUAGAAGCUAGACGUGACACACUGUCCAUCUUUCAUUUACACAUUUGAACAUCUUUUUGUCAUUCUGUUUGCAUUUUAUAUUUUUGUUUUUCCUGCCUUACAGAAGAUGCCCAUUUACUUGGAUGUUAGGCAGAGCACACACCAUUACUGGUGUCCAAGGAGCACAAUUCCUGACUUCACACUGCGAGUUGCAAACUUGAAGCAUAGCAUGUUGAUCUAGUGUCACCUUGCUAUGCAAAUACAGGCCAUCCUAUUAUUUUCGACCUUUCAAAGUCCAGUUGAGAGUAGUAAUUACAUAUGGUGGACUUUUCUCAUGAUCAUGUCAGCAUUAAAUGCAGGAUCAUGAUCAGGGGGAAAACAUUUUCUUUCCUUCCAUUUCCUUUGCAACAUAAAUAAGUUAUUUAAUCAAUAGGAAUUAACUGUACUAAGUCACAUAUCUAAUUAUGCUGUUUAGACACAGCAAGCACUCCUUGAGAAAAAUAUCCAAUACACUAAAUAGGUACUUUAGUAAUUUUUAGACACGGUACCCAAUAAUAUGCAUUUAAACCUUUUACUGCUGUGUUAUGUUGAUAACAUAUAUAAAUACUAGAUAACGCUAAUGCUUCUGCUGCUGUCUUUUUCUGUAAUAUUCUCUUUGAUGCUGAAUUUACUAUGACCAUUUAUAAGCAAUGCUGUAACUACAGAUAGCAUUUCAGGACAAAAUAGAUGACUUGAACCAUUUAUUGCUUAGAAAAUAGCUUACGCCAUAGCUGUGCUAUAAGCAGCUUUUAUGCGCAUCGACAAAUGAAUAGUAAGCUUCAGCUUGCUAAGGGAAGCUCUGCGGAACCUUUUGUAACUUUCGGUGGAACGGAGACUUACGCGAACUGUCAAAGAACACAAUGAAGUCGCUGUAUGACGUUGUAGUGCUGGCACUGAUGUUAUCAACCAACUUGUUUUGGACACUAAAUGUAAAUGUGAUCGGAUAUGUUUGGAAGACAAUUUAAAGUUUUGAGGUUUGUUUUUUGUUUUGUUUUAAAUCAUUUUAUUUUUGAGAGGGGGUAAUCUUGAAAAAGCAAGACACAUUAUUCUACGUGUAAAACAAAAAGAAAAAAAAUAAGUUCUAAAUAUUUAUGAGCACCUUUUCUGAAAUGUAACAUUUCCAAGUUUGAAGAGGGUAAAAAACAGGAUUUGAACAGCCCAGUGAAAUUUAAAAACGCUGUUACUUCACAGGAGUGCCUCACUUUCCAGUUCUGUAACAAAUCUAGGGGAGGAAGGAAAGAUGAACUCAUAAACAUAAAACGACAAUAAUUGCAAUAGAUGUGAUUUCAAAGACACCCCUUGGUGGUGGCUUAAUUUUCCACUCAAUGUCAAUCAAGAAACCAGUAAGCUAUAAAUGAUAUCUUAUGCAAUUCAUUCAAAAUUAAAAAGCAGUGACUACUAGAGACCAAAGGUGCAGAAGAACUCUCUGGGCAUGCAUCUAAUUCACCUAAAUCCCAUAGGGCAACAUAUUUUAUGGGUGUAUAUAUGCCUUAAUAUGCCAUCUUGUUCUGUCAAUAAUUUAUAGGUCUCAAUGGCACUUAAAAUUUCAAUGAUCAACCCAACAAAAUCAAAGCAAGACCACUGAAGCUUUCACCAAGAAGGGGAAAAGUCAGAACUUUGAACAUUGUGGCUUCCAUUGAGAUAAGGUUCGAAGGAAACACGUUUUGAUUAAAAGUCCUUUCAUCCAUUUUGAUUCCAUUAAUGUCAUUGUGGAGCACUUCCUGUCUGGAGCAGGGCAUUGGUGGGAGGGGGUGGGUCAAAAAAAAAAAAAAAAAAGAAGAGGACAUUGCAUCAAAUGUGUAAUAUUUAAAGAGAAUAUAUAUGUAUGUGUGUGUGUGUAUAUAUAUAUACACACAGUGUAUGGUAGUGACUCACUGAACAAAACAAGCAUUCAGCCCAACAUUACAUGAUCUCCCAGCAAAAGAAGAAAGGCUUUCAUUGAACUGAUUAACCCUUUUGAAAUUGUACCUAAAAGGCUUAUUUAAAGUUCUGGUUUUAUUCCAUUUUUUUGUUUUGUUUUCAGGUAGAUUAAUAAAUCUGGCAGCUGAUUUCUGCAA